AUGGCCACCUCAAUUCUCCACCGCUGCCUCAUGCCUUCAAUACGGCUCCCCUUCUCCUCCCCCCUCAAAAAGUCCUUCCCCUCCCCCCUCACCUCCCGCCGCGCCUUUUCCUCAACACCAACUCCCUUCGCAACCUUCAACCAAGUCAUAAGGGUACUUCAUUUCCAUUCCCUAUUACCUCACCCCACCCUUCCCAUCCCCUCCAUCGAUAAGGUUUUCGUUCUAACAUACAAAAAGGGAUGCCGCACCGCCCAACGCGCCCGACAUGCAGUCUCCCCAGCGCUCCGCGACGUAAAAGCCCCAGAAUUAAAAGGCGUGUGUCUGAAAGUCGGCAUAACGACGCCCAAGAAGCCGAAUUCCGGACAGAGGAAGACGGCGAGGAUUAGGUUGAGUACGGGGAGGAUUAUCACGGCGUAUAUACCGGGGGAGGGACAUAAUGUGCAGCAGCAUAGUGUGGUUUUGGUGCGAGGACAGGAUGGGAUGGGAAGAGGGCUAAUGAAUGGCAUGGUUUAUAGGGGGAGAAGUCAAGAUUGUCCGGGGGGGGCUAUGGAUCUUGGAGGGGUGGGCAAUAGGGUUACGAGUCGUUCGAAGUAUGGGACGAAGAAGCCGAAGAAGACUGCUGCGUAG
Molecule: messenger RNA, 627 nt
Organism: Lachnellula hyalina
Lineage: Eukaryota; Fungi; Ascomycota; Leotiomycetes; Helotiales; Lachnaceae
Gene: rpsL
Product: 30S ribosomal protein
Exons: 3
Coding region: 1-627 (208 amino acids)
Biological process (GO): translation
Cellular component (GO): ribosome; small ribosomal subunit
Molecular function (GO): structural constituent of ribosome
Source: RefSeq, a predicted model, not a curated record